Molecule: messenger RNA, 4456 nt
Organism: Anarrhichthys ocellatus (wolf-eel)
Lineage: Eukaryota; Metazoa; Chordata; Actinopteri; Perciformes; Anarhichadidae
Product: NACHT, LRR and PYD domains-containing protein 12-like
Exons: 10
Coding region: 557-4186 (1209 amino acids)
Biological process (GO): regulation of apoptotic process
Molecular function (GO): protein binding
Source: RefSeq, a predicted model, not a curated record
CAGACGCUGAAGAUACAACACAGUCUUGUUUCCUGCUGCAGCUUACAUCAGGUAAAACAACGCAUUUGAAUCUAUCUAUGCCUGUUUGUGUGUGUGUGUGUGUGUGAAGAUAGAUGCUUUUUUACAAAUGUUUUCUUCUACAAUGUUUUAGAGUUGUUAAGAAUAAAAAAUACAGAUCAAACUGACGCUGCUUUUACUUGCAAAACAAAACAAGUUUUGUUAAUGUGUUAAAUACGUAAAUACGAAAAAAUAUAUUCUGAAACUGUAACAAAUCAAACACAUUUUUGACCCAAUAUGUAUCAAAUUGAUAAUUACCACAAGAUGGAUGCGGAUCAGAAGCGUCUUUUUACUUCCAAAGGCAGUGACGUCUAUUGUAAAGCAACAACAUAAUGAAAGAUGGUUUAGUUUGUCUGAGGACAGCGAUGUUUAAAGCAGAGCAUGGUAUUGGUCCAAAGACAACUUGUUGAUAUUUAAAUACUUUCCAAAGGGCAGAUUCACUGAGCCAACAAUAAAGAAAGCCAAUGCUCUGCACUCAGGCAGGGGAAAAUACAGGAAAAUGAGUGGGACAAACCUCACUGAAACACACGAUCCUGAUUCGGCCUUAAAAGCGGAGAAAGAAGCCGACUGGGUGGACAAAAACCGGGCUAAGCUUAUUCAGGAUGUCAUUUUAGUGAUGCCAAUAGCGGAUAAGAUGCUUCAGCAGAAGAUAAUGCAGAGAGAGAUGUACGACAACAUCAGGGUAGCCCGGACCAGCCAGGACCAGAUGAGGGAGCUCUACACGACCAUCAGAUGUGUACCAACCAAAUCUGCUUUCUAUAGAAUCCUCCAGCAAAUUCAGCCAAAGAUAUGCGAAACAGAAGAUGUCGUCAAAGAAGUCAUCAACAAGCACAAAGAAUAUAUGAGGGAAAAGUUCAGAUAUGAGUUUGAAGGCACUGAAGAAGAUCAUGAGAAUAUACAAUCACUGGACAAGAUUUACACAGAACUUCACAUUGUACAAGGAGAGAGUGAACAUGUCAAUUUAGAACACGAGAUCUGGGAGAUUGAAGAUAAGGUGAGGUGUCAAACAGCCGAGGACAUUAAAAUCAACUGCAAUGACAUCUUCAAAAGUACACCAGCAGAUAGCGAGUCAUCCGGGCAUGACAGAAGGAAAGUGAAAGCUAUCAGGACCGUGAUGACAAAGGGAAUUGCCGGCAUUGGAAAAACUGUCUCCGUGAAGAAGUUCAUCCUCGACUGGUCAGAUGGGACAGCCAAUCAGGACUUGGACUUCAUCUUUGUGCUACCGUUCAGGGAGCUAAACCUGGUCAGUGAUCAGCAUAGCCUUGAGUCACUUGUGAGAGAAUUCCAUCCAAACCUUAACGACGUAGCAGUUGCCAGAAUAUUUGAAAAUCACAAAGUUCUGUUCAUUUUUGAUGGUCUUGAUGAAAGCCAGCUUGAACUGGAUUUCGGAAAAACCGAGUUAUUGACGGAUGCCACGAAGAAAUCGUCAGUGGACACUCUGGUGACCAACCUCAUCAGGGAGCACCUUCUUCCCUCCGCUCUUGUCUGGAUAACCUCCAGACCAGGACACAUUCAGCGCAUCCCUCGCAAACAUGUAUACAAGUGGACUGAAGUCAGAGGAUUCAACGAUCCACAAAAACAACAGUACUUCAGGAACAGAGUUGAAGACAAGGCAGUUGCUGAAAGAAUAAUUGACAGCAUCAUGAUGUCCAGGAGCUUAUACAUCAUGUGUCACAUACCUAUCUUCUGCUGGAUUGCGGCAAAAGUUCUCGAGUAUUUGCUGCUAAAAAUGGACAGAACUAAAGAUGGAGACAUAACGAUACCCACAUCUCUUACUGAGAUGUACACACACUUCCUUUGCAUUCAAAUGCAGGUAACUACCAAAAAGUACGACAACCAGUACGAGUUAGACAUAGAGUACAUCAUGAAGUCAAAUGAAGAAUUCAUUUUUAGAUUAGGCAGAUUGGCAUUUGAACACCUGAUUGAAGGAAAAAUCAUAUUUACUGGCAAUGAACUGAAAAAAUAUGGCAUCGACAUACACAAAGCUGGACUUCGCAGUGGGUUGUGCACAGAGAUACUCAAAGAAGAGAGCGUGUUCAACCGCAAGAAACUCUACUGCUUUGUGCAUCUGACAGUUCACGAGUACUUUGCUGCUCUCUAUGUGUACUGCAGCUUUGCAAGUAAAAAGAUAGAUUCUCCAGUCCUCAAAGAAUUCCUGCUCAAUGGGUCAGAGGAAGGGCUCAAGUCUACCUUGGAUGCAGAUCCAAUUGAUUUACCUUUGCCUGAGCUGAUGGAAAUUGCAAUAUCUAAUUCAACGCCGAGAAAGACAGGAGAACUGGACAUGUUCCUCAGGUUCCUUAUUGGCAUGUCCCUACAAUCAACACAAGAACUGCUCCAAGGCUUGAUUCAGCAGGAAGAGAACCACUCUGCAGCUGUUGAGGAAAUUAGGACAAGUCUUUUAGAAAUAGAGUUUGGGGACUGCUCACCUGAGAGAUGUCUGAACCUUGUUCACUGCCUGAUCGAGCUGAAAGACAAUUCCCUGCAUGAAACCGUGCACAAGUAUCUAAAACCAGACCACAAUCCAGAAACACAGCUCUCCUCUGUUCAGUGCUCAGCUCUGGCCGCCUCAAUUCUGAUGUCAAAUACGCCUCUAGAUGAAUUCAACCUGAAGAAAUACAGACCAUCUGCUAAAGGUGCUUUUAGGCUUGUCCCAGCCGUGAGGAACAGCAGAAAAGCAAGAAUCUCUGGCGUGUGGCUUGGUGUUUGGGGUUGUGCAACAAUCUCCUCAGCUCUAAGAAUGCAUAACUCCGUGCUAACUGAACUGCACCUGAUAAAUAAUUUCUUUGAUGACAAAGGUGCAGAGAUCCUGAUUGAUGGACUGCUAAACUCUCAGUGUAAACUAGAAGCUCUGAGCUUCUCAGGUAAUGUAGGUUCACAACCAGUCUGCGAAAAUAUGGCAUCAGCUAUCAAGAUCAAGUUCAUCUCAAAACUAAGGGAACUGGAGCUGAGUGGAAACGCACUGCAAGAUUCCUUAUGCUCAUUGCUUUCUGUUGGGCUAGACAGCCCUAAACUGGAGAAGCUCAGACUCAACAGAAAUCCUGGUAUUAGAAGAAUCUGUGAGGAGUUGAUGACGGCUUUCACAUCCAACCCAUGUCACCUGCGAGAGCUGGAACUGAGUUACACCAGUCUUGAAGACUCAGAAAUGGAGAUCCUCUCUACUGGGCUGAUGAGCACGAACUGUUCUCUGGAAGUGUUGAGUCUCAGUCACAACAGGCUCACUGAGAAAGGCUGUGAGCAGCUGGCCUCAGUACUCAGCUCCAAAUCUUCCCACCUGACAGAGCUGGACCUGAGCUACAAUGACCUGCAGGACUCAGGAGUCAUGGCGCUCUGUACUGCACUGAAGAGCCCAAACCGUUUGAAAACGCUAAGGCUGUCAUCCUGUAAAGUGACAGAAGAUGGAUGUGCCGCCCUAGCCUCGGCUCUGAGGUCUGACCACUGCAGCCUCAGGGAGCUGGACCUGAGCUUUAAUCACCUGGCACAUCAAGGAGUCGAGCUGCUGACUGAAAUACAGAGGGAUUCACGCUACAGUCUGGAGAAGCUCAAUGUGGAUGAAAACGAAGAGUUCUGGUUUGACCUGCAGCUCCUGAGACAGUAUGCAUGUGAUCUGACACUGGACCCGAACACAGCAGGCCUGAAUACAGUUUUGUCAGAGGAGAACAAAAAGGCAACAUAUGUUCAAGAGGAGCAGCCGUAUCCUGAGAAUCCAGAGAGAUUUCCACACUGUCAAGUUCUGUGUGAAGAGGGUCUGACCGGUCGCCAUUACUGGGAGGUUGAGUGUGAUUCAGCUGAUGUUGGAGUUGCAUACAAAAGUAUGGACAGGGUGAACGACCGUUCAAGUGAAUUUUCUUUGGGGAAAAAUGAAAAGUCCUGGUGCUGGUUUUCUAACGGGAGCUUUGGUCAUUACAAUUCCGAUUUUGAGUUUGUGGACUGUGCUACAAAAAGAAGCACCAUUGGAGUGUAUCUGGACUGGCCGGCGGGUGUUUUGUCCUUUUUUGAGGUCUUUCCUGAUAAACUGACCCACCUGUACACUGCCUGUACGACCUUCACUGAACCACUCCAUCCUGGUUUCAGUUUUGCAGAGGGAUCAGUUUACCUCUGUAAAAUAAAGCAACCCAAAACAUCUUUGUGAAAACAUUGUAUGUAUAACCACAAAGAGCGGCUCCCUGCUGGAUACAUGCAAAAACAGUGAUACAAGACCUGUAGAAUAAUUCAAUGAUAAAAUGAAUCUGUACCGUGGUCCAAAAAAAAGCCUGAGUAACAUACAGUUUUAAACAUAUGGGUCUGAAGGAUUAAUACACAAACCCAUUAGAGCAGUGGUGUCAAAAUCAUUUUCACUCUGGGCCACAGCAGCAUCACGGUCGCCCUCAAAGGGCCGGUUGUAACUGUAAGAAUGUGUAAA